CUUUCCUCAUCUUGCUUCUUGAAGUUGAAUUUCUGCUCUCUAUUUUUUGUUUUAAAUUUUUCAUAUACGCCAUAUAUAUUUUUCUCCUUGGUCACACCACACCAUAAAGGAAUAAUAAAAGAAAAAGCCAAUUAAAGGGAGCAAGCAGCAAACACAGAUUUCUCUUUUAUUUAUUUGUAAUCCUCUUUUUCUUUUUAUCACCCCACUUUCUUUUUUUAAAGAGUAAGCAAAUGGUUUACCAGUACAUUGAGCGCACGGCAAUUCCAGCCUGGGGUCCCCAACAGUCCGAGCCACUGCUAGCAGCAGGAACAGUGGCGGGUGCAAUGGACGCGACGUUCAGCAAUACGUCCUCUUUGGAGCUCUUCCGGCUGUCGACAUCGGAGGACACGGCGGCGUUGGAAGCCGUAGGCAAGGCCACAGCAUCGGCGCGGUUCCAGCGACUCGCGUGGUCAGGCAAAGUCGAGUCAGGCUCGCUGGGCGUCCUCGCUGGAGGCCUCGAGAACGGCGACAUCACGGUAUGGGACCCAGCCAAGAUCCUCUCAGGCGAGGAUGAAGCAGCGGUCCUGCACUCGAGCGCAGCGCACACGGGGGCUGUCGGUGGACUGGAGUUCAACCCGUUCCAGGCCAACCUGAUGGCGUCGGGCGCGGGCAACGGCGAGGUGUUCAUCUGGGACAUAGUUAGCGAAUUCAAGUCGUACUCGCCGGGCGCGCGGUCGCAGCGCAUCGAGAAUGUCACGGAUUUGUCGUGGAAUAACCAGGUGCAGCAUAUUCUGGCCACGGCCAGUGAUACCGGCGCCCUGGUGGUGUGGGACCUGCGGUCGCGCCGCGAGGUCAUUGCGCUUAACGGGCCCGGAGUCAUCGGCAGUCAGGCAGGCGGCGCACGCGGGGGCAUUUCUGCAGCCGUAUGGAACCCGGCGUCAGCCACGCAGAUUGUCACGGCGUCCAGCGACGACAACAACCCGGUGAUUAUGCUCUGGGAUCUGCGUAACGCUAACGCGCCCUCGCAGACAUUUGCCGGCCACCAGCGCGGCAUUCUAUCGCUCUCGUGGUGCCGCAAGGACCCAGGCCUGCUGCUGUCCAGCGGCAAGGACAACCGCACGGUGUGCUGGAACCCGGCAACUGGCGAGAUCGUCGGCGAGCUGCCGCCCAGUAACAACUGGGUAUAUGAUGUGCAGUGGAAUCAGGCCAACCCCAACCUGCUCAGUGGCGCGUCCUUCGAUGGCCGCGUUAGCCUGUACUCGCUGGCGCGCGAGGGUGCUGUGGAGGAGGCUGUGGCGACUGACGACCCGUUUGCGCCGCAGUCGACGUCGGCGUUUGCGCCGUCCCUGUCGCUCAAGCGGCCGCCCAAGUGGCUGGCACGGCCAUGCGGCGCGGCAUUCGGGUUUGGCGGCCAGCUGGUGCACUUUGGCCAGCAGCAGCAAGGCGCAUUAGUCAGCAUUACGGAGUUUGUGUCGGAGCCUGAGCUCGCGCAGCAGGCCAGGCAGCUGGAGGAGCUGCUUCAGGAUGACCGUGCGGCUGAGCUGUGCCGCGAGCGGCUCGAGCAGAGCCGGGGGUCGGACCAGGAGCGCUCGUGGCAGGUGCUGCAGAUCCUGUUUGAGUCCGACGCGCGCGACAAGCUGGUGCGCUUCCUGGGCUUUGACAAGGAAGAGGUCAAGGGCCGGAUUGCCGAGCUGAUUAAGGCCAAGCGCGCGGUGACGGAGGCAGAGGAGGCUGUGGAGGCGGCAGCGGCGUCUGAGCAGGCUGCUUCUGAGCCCGAGGCUGAGGCCGAGGCCCAGAGCGAGGACAGGUCUGAGGAGCAGGAUUCUGCCGCAGAGAACCCGUUUGCCAGCUCAAUAUCACUGGACGCCGAUGCCGACGACUUCUUCAGCAAACCGAUCGAUGUGUCGGCCAUCGACUCGACAGCAGCCACGGUCGGCUCCGCCGAGCCAUCAGUGAUCGAGUCCUCAGCCGAUGCGUCAGUGCGCGCGCUGCAGCUGGCAUUCUCCGGCCCGUUCCACAUCUAUGAUAAGCGCAAGGACAUUGCGCUGGAGGAUGCCGACGGUCUGAUCACCCGUGCGGUGCUCCUUGGCGACAUCGAGGCUGCCGUCGAGCUGUGCAUUGAGCAGGAGCAGUUCGCUGACGCUCUGAUCCUGGCGACCUGCGGCAGCGCCGAGUUGGCGCAGCGCGUGCAGCAGGCGUACUUUGCCAGACGCGCACAGCAGGCGUCAUAUGUGCGGCUGUUGCAUGGGAUUGUGCUCGGCGACUUGGGCGAUGUCGUCGGGAAUGGCGAUUUGGACGAGUGGGAUCAGAUUAUGGCGCUGCUGUGCACGUAUGCGCAGGGCGACCGGUUCAGCACCUUAUGCGAGCAGCUAGGCGCGCGGCUCGAGCAGGCCGGGCAGCUGGCCGACGCCGUUCUGUGCUACCUGGCGUCCGGCAAUCUGGACAAGGUAGCGCGCAUCUGGAUUGCGCGCGAGCAGGCGUUAGUUGGUCUCCAGCGGGUGCGCGCUCUCCAUGCGGUAGUCGAGAAGGUGUCGGUGUUCCGCAAGGCCGUGCAGUUCGUGGACCCGGCGGUGUCGAGCGAGGAUUCGCCAGUGUUUGAGCUUGGCGCGCUGUACGACGCGUACGCUGAGUAUGCUGCGUUCCUCGCUUCGCAGGGAAUGUUCGACAUUGCCGCGCGCUACUUGGAGCGCACUCCGGCUACAUACCGCUGCUAUUUGCCCACGGGCGAGGACGCGCUGGCUGCACUGCGCAACCGCUUGGCAAUUUCGCCCGAUGUGCCUUGGACGCCGGCUCCUGUUGGCGCAGACUAUGAGGCCCAAGAAAAGGCUGCGGCUCUGGCGCAGGGCCAGGCGCAGGCGCAGGCACUGGUGCAGCAGCAGGCCCAGAUGCAAGCCCAGGCUCAGAUCCUCCAGCAGCAGAAGCAGCAGCCUCAAAUGCAGGCCCGGACCCAAAUCCCUCAGCAGCAGCAGCACCAGUUUGCGGCCGCCAGCAAUGUCUACGGCUCUGCACCCACCUACGGCAUGCCUGGGGCGCAGCACUACCCAAGCGGGCCAGCAUACGGGAUGACGCAGUACGCGGCAGCCAAUACGUUCCCGCCGCCGCCCCAGCCGCUGAACCCAGCAUCAAUCCCUACGGGCAACACGCCGCCGCCACGCCGCGAGGAGGCCGCAUGGAACGAUCCGCCAAUGGUGGCCAAGCCUGCGAAGCGUGCAUUGCCCCCGGCCGCCGCUGCCAUUGCUACGCCGUUCCCCCAGGGACGCGGUACUCCGCCCCCGGCUGCAAUGACGCCCUUUGGAGGCCCACCGCCGCCUACGGCCCAGCAACAGCAGCAGCAGCAGCAGCAGAUGCCGCCGAGGGGCGGCUUUGUGCCGACAGCCAAUAAGCCUCUGCCUGCGGCACCGGCUGUGCAGAUGAUGCAGCCGCAGCAGCAGCAGCAGCCUGGUUUCAUGCCUUCGACGCAGCAGCAGCAGCCCGGCUUCAUGCCAUUGCCGACCCAGCAGAUGCAGCAGCAGCCCGUCUCCACGCAGCCGACGCGCGGCCAGGUAGUCUCCGCAACACCCGCACAGGGCGCCACACCAGUGAACGCCAAGUCACCAGUACCACAGCAGCAGCAACAGCAGCAGCAAACCACCAAGUACCCAGCGGGCGAUCGCAGCCAUAUGCCCGCCGAAUGGGUAAAAAUCGUCGGUUCGCUGGGCGCUCACUUGGCGCGGGCCAAGCAGUUUGCCGCGCCGGCGCAGAAACGCAUGGUAGAGGAUGCCGACCGCAGACUUUCGCUUUUGUUCGAUCUGAUGAAUUGCGCCGAGGUUAAGCCUCAGCUUGUUGCCGGCUUUGAGCAGCUUUGUGCGGCGCUGGAUGCUAGGCAGUUCCCGCAGGCCUUGCAGUGCCAGGCGGAGCUGAUGACUUUGGGAUCGGAGAUUACAAGCAAUUUGGUUGGUGUCAAACACUUGAUCAAUGUGCUGAAGACGCUGCCGAUGUGAGAAUAUUAAAAUUAAAUUAAAUUACAUUUUUGCUUGGCUUUGUUUUGUUUUGUUUGGCCCCCUUCCCCCGUGAUAUGGGAAUGUGAGCCCAAUAUACGAUUCAAAAGUCCAUUUUCGCUUCUUAAUUCUUUGCAAAUAUGCACCUGGUUUUUGGCAGUUCGGUGUUUUCUAAUUUUUCAUUUAAUUCGUU
Molecule: messenger RNA, 4149 nt
Organism: Kickxella alabastrina
Lineage: Eukaryota; Fungi; Kickxellomycota; Kickxellomycetes; Kickxellales; Kickxellaceae
Exons: 1
Coding region: 231-3959 (1242 amino acids)
Biological process (GO): endoplasmic reticulum organization; endoplasmic reticulum to Golgi vesicle-mediated transport; COPII-coated vesicle cargo loading
Cellular component (GO): COPII vesicle coat; endoplasmic reticulum exit site
Molecular function (GO): structural molecule activity; protein binding
Source: RefSeq, a predicted model, not a curated record